Messenger RNA from Tachysurus fulvidraco (yellow catfish), 1567 nucleotides. It is a transcript of the gene uncx4.1, whose product is annotated as Unc4.1 homeobox (C. elegans). NCBI's taxonomy places the organism in Eukaryota, Metazoa, Chordata, Actinopteri, Siluriformes, Bagridae. The record is from RefSeq and is a predicted model, not a curated record. The transcript is spliced from 3 exons. Gene Ontology annotation, biological process: regulation of DNA-templated transcription. Bases 189 to 1358 code for a protein of 389 amino acids. Gene Ontology annotation, molecular function: DNA-binding transcription factor activity, RNA polymerase II-specific; sequence-specific double-stranded DNA binding.
UUUCCCCUGUUCAAGUAGAAGGAGAAGCAUGCGCGCGCUUAGACCUCCGCCGUGUCCGCGCGCGCGCUAACGGCGACUCGGGAGCUCGUGCUGCGUUCAGGGACGGUUUUGAAAAGGAACUUCCCCCUGUCUUUCUCUCACACACUCUCCUGAUCUCUCCCUCCCUCUCGCUCUGUUCAGGAGAUGAGAUGAUGGACAGUAGGAUGCUCGAGCACCCGCGCGCACAGUAUGGGAUGGCCGGUGUCGGUUUUCCGUACCACCUCAGCCACCAUCACCGCCAUGUCUACGACAUCGCCGGACACCAGAUGCAGACUGUUGCUCCCUUUUCCAUAGACGGAUUAUUAAACGGCUCCUGCUCGGCCUCCGUAGUCAGCUCGAGCAGUCUGCUCGCGCCCGGUUGUGCCGUUAACGCGGACAAUCAAGCUUACAAACUCACCGACUCUGCAGAUCUGGAUAAAGAAAGUCCCGGCUGUAAACGGAGACGAACGCGGACAAACUUCACCGGCUGGCAGCUUGAAGAGCUCGAGAAAGCGUUUAACGAGAGCCAUUAUCCCGACGUGUUCAUGCGCGAGGCGCUCGCGCUGCGCCUCGACCUGGUGGAGUCACGUGUGCAGGUCUGGUUUCAGAACCGAAGAGCCAAGUGGAGAAAGAAGGAGAACACGAAGAAAGGUCCCGGUAGACCAGCACACAACUCCCACCCAACCACUUGCAGCGGAGAGCCCAUGGACCCAGAAGAGAUCGCACGGCGUGAGCUACAGCGGCUCGAGAAGAAGAAGCGUAAACAAGAGCGAAAACUUCUCAAAUCCCAGAACAAGUUCUUGUCCUCUGAGUUGCUGCACACUCCUGGCUCAGACAGUGACAUGUCUCAGAGCACAGACAACGAAUCUGCACAAUGCAGCAUCCCCACGUCCAGCACACAUGCACGUCAACCCGACCACGACCACGACGCCGACGCCGACCCCGACAUGCACAACCGGAACAUGGCCCUGUGUCCCAGCGCUGACUUCACACGUCCUUCAUCCUUACAGAAGCUCAACCCUUUCAGCGUGGAGAGCUUGCUCGCUGACUCCAGUCCGAAACGGAAGCUGGCGUCAUUUUCGUCCGAUUUUUCUCAAUCACCUGUCGUCGGUAAAGGUCACUUCCUGUUGUAUCCCAUCACGCAGCCUUUGGGUUUUAUUGUUCCCCAGAAAAACACUGACUCCUCACACACGCUGACUGCAAACACACUCUGCACCGAGGCUAAACGACCAAAAAAUGAGCAGCUUUCACCUGGAGCCCAUCACACACACACACACACCACACACUGCGAGCAGGAAGAAAAGUCGGACGCGGAAAGAAGUGAGGAAGUGAAAGCGUAAGAAGAUUCUCUUCCGACAAAAGAGCAUCUGAAUCUUUAACAUUUUUAUUCACUCUGAACCCUUUUCUAAAUAAAAGAAUCCUCAACACGGAUUUCCUUCAUUCAUUCAGAUGGAUGGAUUAUUAUUAGAAUUCUGAUUAUUAUGUGGUUUUAUUUGUUAUUAUCAUUAGAGUAAAAGAUGACGCCUUUCCAGAACAACAGGAAUCCUCA